GUGCCAAGACAGAUGUCAGCCCACAACACCAGUGACAAUAGUCUCCCAGUCUCCCUAUUCCUGACUGGGAUCCCAGGACUGGAGUUUGCCCACCCCUGGAUUGCCAUCCCUUUCUGUGCCAUGUAUCUGGUAGCCAUCCUUGGUAACGUAGCCGUCAUCCUGGUCAUUGGGACAGACAGUGCCCUUCAUGCGCCAAUGUAUCUCUUCCUCUGCCUUCUCUCCUUCACUGACCUGGCCCUUAGCUCUACCACUGUGCCCAAAAUGCUGGCCAUCCUGUGGCUCCAUGCCACUGAGAUUUCCUUUGCUGGAUGCCUGGCACAAAUGUUUUGUGUCCAUUCUAUCUACGCCCUGGAGUCCUCAGUUCUCCUUGCCAUGGCCUUUGAUCGCUACGUGGCUAUCUGCAACCCACUGAGAUACACAACCAUUCUCAACCACACUGUCAUAGGCCGAAUUGUUUCUGUGGGGAUAUUUCGUAGUGUCGCUGUGGUCUCCCCAUUCAUCUUCCUGUUGAGGCGGCUGCCCUACUGUGGCCACCGCAUCAUGGCUCACACCUACUGUGAGCAUAUGGGCAUUGCUCGACUGGCCUGUGCCAACAUCACCGUCAACAUUGUCUAUGGGCUGACCGUGGCCUUGCUGGCCAUGGGUCUGGAUUCCAUCCUCAUCGCCAUCUCCUACAGCUUUAUCCUCCGAGCCGUCUUUCGUCUUCCAUCCCGCGAUGCCCAGCACAAGGCGCUCAGUACCUGCGGCUCCCACCUGGCUGUCAUCCUGGCUUUCUACAUCCCCGCCUUCUUCUCCUUCCUCACCCACCGCUUUGGUCACAAGCGAGUUCCCAAGCACGUGCACAUCUUCCUGGCGAACCUCUACGUACUGGUACCGCCUGUGCUCAAUCCCGUCAUCUACGGGGCGAGAACCAAGGAGAUUCGUAGUCGGCUUCUCAGACUGCUUCACCUGAGGAAAGUCUCCAAAUGA
Molecule: messenger RNA, 969 nt
Organism: Jaculus jaculus (lesser Egyptian jerboa)
Lineage: Eukaryota; Metazoa; Chordata; Mammalia; Rodentia; Dipodidae
Product: olfactory receptor 52D1-like
Exons: 1
Coding region: 13-969 (318 amino acids)
Biological process (GO): G protein-coupled receptor signaling pathway
Cellular component (GO): membrane
Molecular function (GO): G protein-coupled receptor activity; olfactory receptor activity
Source: RefSeq, a predicted model, not a curated record